CACGGACGUAGACUGGCAGGCAUACACACACACAGACCCAUACAGACAAACAAGCCCACAGCCCACCCUCCACUGCCGACACAGCACUGACACUCUGACACUCUGACGCACAGCAUCAGCAGGCUUGAAGGGAGAGAAGGGGGCCGUGUUGAGGGGACGUGUUGAGGGGAGGUGGGUGCGUGCGUGCGUGCGUGCGUGUGUGGUCCCAGCGUGUGUGGGAAUCCUGGGGGUGGGUAGUGACAUUCUCGCGAAGGAUGCUUGGUUUUUUCGUUUUUUUCGUUUUUGAGAGGACCGGGGGUUUGAUUUUUGUGAGUGUGUGGGUUUGAUUGUGUGUGGCUUGUGGGUUGGUGAUGGAGAUGGGUGAGGAUGGUGAGGAUGGGUGAUGGUGGUGAUGGUGCUACAAACAGCCGGACAUACGGACGGACGGAUAUCGCGAGUCCGUUACUUUAUAUACACUCAAUCACUCCCGACGACGAAGAAUCCCAGCGGGCAAUCCAUCCUGCCAUCCAUCCAUCCAUCCAUCCAUCUCCCGACCGAGGUCGCAUCAGACAGGCUGCCGUCGCAUCGCACGCACGCACGACACAUGCACACAUGCAUGCAACCAGCCUCUAUCGCUCGCUCGACACUUGUGUUUCGAGUGCCUGUCCCAUCUCCCCUCUACUCCACUCCCCCUCUCUGCUCCACUCUGCGCCCUCCGCCCAGAGGCCCUGCCCCCAAAGCCCACGUGGUCUAUCAUGCGGGCUCGGCGUGACUGGAAGCUUGCUCGCCUGUCAGAGAGGGGAGAAGGGAGAGGGGGGAAAGAGGAUGAUGCUGUACGUGUUCUGCUAUUCUUAGCUGGGGCUGGGGUAUGUGUGUGUGUGUGUGUGUGUGUGUGUGUGCGUUCGGGAUUG
Messenger RNA from Pseudovirgaria hyperparasitica, 890 nucleotides. RefSeq lists its product as uncharacterized. NCBI's taxonomy places the organism in Eukaryota, Fungi, Ascomycota, Dothideomycetes, Acrospermales, Acrospermaceae. The transcript has a single exon. Bases 367 to 834 code for a protein of 155 amino acids. The record is from RefSeq and is a predicted model, not a curated record.